AUGUCAAAGGCGCUUUUGCAUUUGCAUUUUCUUUCUCUGUUUUUACUCUGUUGUGUCUGCCAUUCAAGUAUUUUUACUUUAAAUUUUCAUUUUACUGGUAUUGUGGCCUGUCGUCCCCACCAGAUUCAAGCCUUCACGAAGUUCACGAACGAGUUUGACACCCGCGGUUGCAACAACAGUGACACCUUUAAUGGAGUCUGGUGCGAUAACUCGACGGGUGCGGUCGCAGUGCUACAACUAAGGAAGUGUCUCAGUGGAACUUUGAAGUCCAACAGUAGCCUCUUCGGGUUUCAUCAACUCCGUUACGUUGAUCUCCAAAACAACAACUUAACCUCCUCUUCACUCCCUUCCGGGUUUGGAAAUCUCAAAAGAUUAGAGGGCUUGUUUCUUUCCUCUAAUGGCUUCCUCGGCCAAGUUCCUUCCUCAUUCAGUAACCUAACAAUGCUUGCUCAAUUAGACCUUUCUUAUAACAAGCUCACUGGUAGUUUCCCACUUGUCCGGGGUCUAAGAAAGCUCAUUGUUUUAGACCUUUCAUAUAAUCACUUCUCCGGAACUCUGAAUCCAAACAGUAGCCUCUUUGAGUUGCACCAGCUACGUUACCUUAAUCUCGCUUUUAACAACUUUAGUUCCUCACUCCCUUCCAAAUUUGGCAAUCUCCAUAGAUUAGAGAACUUGAUUCUUUCCUCUAAUGGCUUUUCUGGUCAAGUUCCUUCCACAAUUAGUAACCUGACCCGGUUAACUAAGUUGUACCUUGACCAAAACAAGCUCACUAGUAGUUUCCCACUUGUACAGAAUCUAACCAACCUCUACGAAUUAGACCUUUCAUAUAAUAAGUUCUUUGGAGUCAUCCCUUCUUCUCUCCUCACUCUGCCUUUCUUAGCACAUCUUGCUCUACGUGAAAACAAUCUUGCUGGUUCUGUUGAAGUUUCAAACUCCUCUACCUCAUCUAGGCUCGAAAUCAUGUAUCUCGGGUCUAACCAUUUUGAAGGACAAAUCCUAGAGCCUAUCUCAAAGCUCAUCAACCUCAAGCAUCUUGACCUUUCUUUCCUAAACACAAGCUACCCAAUAGACUUAAAACUCUUCUCCUCCCUCAAAUCUUUGCGGUCUCUGGAUCUUUCUGGAAACAGUAUAUCUUCGGCCAGUUUAAGUUCAGAUUCAUACAUCCCGUUGACCCUGGAAAUGUUGACCUUGAGGCACUGUGACAUCAACGAGUUCCCCAACAUCUUAAAGACCCUCAAGGAGUUGGUGUAUAUAGACAUAUCCAACAACAGAAUGAAAGGGAAGAUCCCUGAGUGGUUAUGGAGCCUACCUCUUCUACAGUCAGUAACUCUUGGAAAUAAUUAUUUCACAGGUUUCCAAGGUUCGGCGGAGAUUUUAGUAAAUUCAUCAGUGCUGCUAUUAUAUUUGGAUUCAAACAAUUUUGAAGGAGCACUUCCUGAUCUACCACUCUCUAUCAAAGGCUUCGGUGUGGCUAGUAAUAGUUUCACAAGUGAGAUACCUCUUUCAAUCUGCAACCGAAGCUCUCUCGCUGCUAUUGAUCUAUCCUACAACAACUUCACUGGUCCCAUUCCUCCAUGUUUGCGUAAUUUGGAACUUGUGUAUCUCCGGAACAACAACCUGGAAGGAAGUAUCCCUGACGCGCUCUGUGAUGGUGCCUCUUUACGGACACUCGAUGUUAGCCAUAACCGAUUAACAGGGAAGCUUCCAAGGUCUUUUGUAAACUGCUCAUCGCUAAAGUUUCUAAGCGUUAUAAACAACAGAAUUGAAGAUACGUUUCCGUUCUGGCUCAAAGCUUUACCGAAUUUGCAAGUCCUUACUCUUCGCUCAAACAGAUUUUAUGGUCCUAUAUCUCCUCCGCAUCAAGGUCCUCUCGGGUUUCCAGAGCUGCGGAUAUUUGAAAUAUCUGACAAUAAGUUUACAGGAAGCUUGCCACCAAACUACUUUGUGAACUGGAAAGCAUCAUCACGCACGAUGAAUCAAGAUGGGGGUUUAUAUAUGGUAUACGAGGAGAAGCUGUUCGACGAAGGCGGCUAUGGUUAUACAGAUGCUUUAGAUUUGCAAUACAAAGGUCUACACAUGGAGCAAGCUAAGGCCCUCACUUCCUACGCCGCCAUUGAUUUUUCUGGAAAUAGACUCGAAGGACAGAUUCCUGAAUCUAUUGGUCUCUUGAAGGCACUGAUUGCAGUCAAUAUAUCAAACAACGCCUUCACAGGCCAUAUUCCCCUGUCUAUGGCCAAUCUUGAGAAUCUCGAGUCACUAGACAUGUCAAGAAACCAACUCUCGGGGACUAUUCCUAAUGGACUAGGGAGCAUUUCGUUUUUGGCGUACAUCAACGUGUCUCACAACCAACUCACGGGUGAAAUACCACAAGGAACACAGAUUACUGGGCAAUCUAAAUCUUCCUUCGAAGGGAAUGCAGGGCUUUGUGGUCUUCCUCUCAAGGAAAGUUGCUUCGGCACUGGUGCACCUCCGAUGUAUCACCAAAAGCAAGAAGACAAAGAAGAAGAAGAAGAAGAAGAAGAAGAAGAAGAAGAAGUGUUGAACGGGAGAGCAGUGGCAAUAGGGUAUGGAUCUGGAUUAUUGCUUGGAUUGGCAAUAGCACAAGUUAUUGCUUCAUACAAACCGGAGUGGCUUGUCAAGAUAAUUGGUCUGAAUAAACGCAGAAAGCGUUAGGACUGUUUUAGUUUGAGUUUGAUCCCUCAAUGUCUGUCAAGUAGUUGUUGGUCUUGUAUUGAAGCAUUCUCUGGAGUCAUAAUAUACAUCUCAGCUUUUUCUAAUGAGAAAAACAGCAGAGGCGGGCAAAUGAGGAUAAAAUUGGGGUCUAUACUGAAUUAGUUUGAUUUCAC
Arabidopsis thaliana (thale cress) is the source of this 2846-nucleotide messenger RNA. RefSeq names its product receptor like protein 23 (gene RLP23). NCBI's taxonomy places the organism in Eukaryota, Viridiplantae, Streptophyta, Magnoliopsida, Brassicales, Brassicaceae. The record is from RefSeq and is marked reviewed. The transcript has a single exon. Gene Ontology annotation, biological process: signal transduction. Bases 1 to 2673 code for a protein of 890 amino acids. Gene Ontology annotation, cellular component: plasma membrane.